GUAAUUGCAGUCAAACAAAAUACGUCCUCGCUCUCCUGUUGUGUUAGGGCUGUUCGUGGGAUAGUAUACAAACUCCUGUCGUUCUGUGGGGAAGAUGAAACCGCUGAAACUCAUGCUCUUUGCCCUCCUACUCUGUGUGGUUGUGUGCUUCCUGCUGUUUCUGACAUGGCCGACCCAGCCAGUUGUGUUCACUGCGGAGCUCAGCGCGAGGGAGGUCGCUGCAUCUGACAUGAGUGUUACAAAGGAGAAUUCCACACACGAUAAAGGCGACACCUUCUCACCCGUUAGGGCUAUGCAGGACCAGGACAAGACCAAUCAUAGCAAGAACAAGAACACACCUACCAAAGACAAGCUUGAAGAGAACAUGACACCGUCCGACAGUUAUACAUCAAACGCCAACGUAAGACAACACCCGCGGUACCUCAUCUACCUGUGUGACGAAAUUCGUUCUUGUGGAGGUUGGGGCGACAGACAGAAGGGAAUAGUAGCUGCUUAUCUACUUGCUGAAGUAACAGGUCGACAGUUUGGUAUCAAUAUGUCCUAUCCUUGUGACAUCAAAAUAUUCUAUGUCCCAAAUUUGGUCGACUGGUAUGUGAAGGUGAAGGACAUUCGUGGUUUGAAUUGGGAAAUGGUGGAUUGGAUGGAUAACCGCAAGGGCGUUGUCGACGUUGAUAUCGACUUUAACAUGAAAUACCCUAGUGAUGUCAUCUUCCUAAGAACAAACCGCGAUAUCAUCAACAGAAUAAAAAAGAGUUCUAGAUAUGGUCGCCUUGUUCCAAAGCAGUUUAAAGACGGAAGCCGUGCUCAAGUCUUUCAAACUAUAUGGCACAUUCUAAUGAGGAAAUCCUUUCAUUUUGAAGAACAUUUAGACAGGUUUAUGAACAGCAUUCCAAAGAACGGCGAGUUAGUUUGUGCUCACGUCCGAAUUGGGAAAAAACCUACCAUUUCAAAUGACGGUGCUCCUAUAAAUUCGUUAUCGUCUGUAGAUAUCUUAUGGAGAUUUUUGUCUGAGCAUGACAAUCACAGUCGUGUCUUCAUAGCAAGUGACUCUCUUGAUGUACGAAAUAGUGCCAGGAAAUGGUUCGGUGCCCGGGAAAUUGACACGGAUGGUGUGGUGCUUCAUAUAGACCGACAAGGACAUAAAUCUGGUGCUUGCUUGGGCCUUGAGAUGGCACUACUGGAUCAAACUGUCCUUAGUCUCUGCAAGGUGCUUGUUGUAUCAACCAGCAACUUUAGUAUCAGGGGUGCCAUGAUGUCACAACUAGAACAAAAACUUUUUAUCUUCAGAAAUGGAACAAUCACGCCAUUUAGAUUAUAGUGAGUGAGUGAGUGAGUGAAUGAAUGAGUAUUGUUUUUAUGCCAUUUUCUUAACUAUUCCUGCAACACCACCCCGGGGGACUUCGGAAAUGGGCUUCACACAUUGUACCUAUGUGGGGAAUCGAACCCGGGCCUUCAGUGUGACGAGCGGAUGUUUUAUCCACUAGGCUAACCCACCGCCCCUUUUAGAUUAUAAUAGUUGACAUGGUUAUAUUGUUUUUCUCUGUGUGUGCCUGAGCACUUUAUCUGGUUGUGGAACAUGCUUCAGGGGAAAUGACAACUGUACCACGGUCACCCCGCCAGACAGAGCUUAGAACAGCCUAACCAAUGUUCAAACAAUGGAACUAUUUCGUCAUUUAACUCAUUGUGAUUAACAUGGGCAUGUAAAGGGAUAAACACGAUGCGCCCUUUAACCCAAUCAACGCAAAUGAUCCUAUUUUCCAAGAAAAGCCCCAAACGCAUUUCUCGGACAAAACGAUUUUGUCAGCUGUGUUCUCAAAGAUCUCAAUGAAAUAAAAACGUCUGACAGGACAUUAUUCAAA
Haliotis rufescens (red abalone) is the source of this 1859-nucleotide messenger RNA. RefSeq lists its product as uncharacterized. The record is from RefSeq and is a predicted model, not a curated record. The transcript is spliced from 4 exons. NCBI's taxonomy places the organism in Eukaryota, Metazoa, Mollusca, Gastropoda, Lepetellida, Haliotidae. The coding region runs from base 95 to 1318 and encodes 407 amino acids.